UGUAUCAAAAAAAUAUCACUUUGUUGCUCUUCCUCCCAAGCAAAUCCCCACACUCCAUCCCUAGCAGCCGGCAGGCGGCACUCCGCGGCAGACCGGAGAAGGCAAAGAGAGGAAACAAAUGCCGGCAGCUCUUUUCUCCUCCUCUCUCCUGAGUCUCCCCCCUGCCCUCUCUCUCCAAAAACCCACACCAUCAUCAUCAUCAUCAUCGUCGUCAUCAUGCUCGCUGCUCAAGCUCUCCUCUCGUUCUCCUCCUUCCUAUAACAUCGCCUCCUUCCGACGACGCUCUUGCGCUUCCCGACGCUUCUACAGCCCACAGGGAGACCGUCAUCCUCCACCCUUCCCUCCUCUAAUAACAGCAGAUCCUGAAGCGAAGGGCGACGCUUGGGAUCCGUCACGGCACGAGGCCCUUCUCAAGGGGGGCGAGCAGGUCGUCUCCCUGCUUCAGGAGAUGCUCAAACUGUUGGAGGACAUGGAGAUGGACGAGGCAUCAGAGCCGAUGGCGGUGGAGAUAGUAGCACAGGGGGUUAUCGGGAAGAGGGUGGAUGAGAUGGAGUCUGGGUUCAUGAUGGCUCUCGACUACAUGAUCCAGAUUGCUGAUAAGGAUCAUGACGAGCAGCGCAAGUCCAUUCUAGAGGUGAUCAAGCAAACAGUUUUAGAUCAUCUCACAAAGAAGUGCCCUCCACACGUUCAGGUGAUUGGUCUUCUAUGCCAAACUCCUCAAAAAGAAAGCAGACAUGAAUUACUACGGAGAGUAGCUGCAGGUGGAGGCGUAUUUAAAAGUGAGAACGGCCUUAAAGUUCAACUUCCAGGAGCAAAUCUUAAUGACAUUGCUGACCAGGCUGAUGAUUUGCUGGAGAAUAUGGAAUCACGACCUACUCUUCCUGAUCGAAAGCUGUUGGCAAGACUUGUUUUAGUCCGAGAGGAAGCUCGAAAUAUGAUGGGGGGUGGGCUAUUGGAUGAAAGAAAUGAUCGUGGUCUCAGUACACUCCCUGAAGCAGAGGUGAACUUCCUGAGCAAACUAGUUGCUCUGAGACCAGGAAAAACUGUCCAAAAAAUGAUUAGUGAUGUGAUGCAUGGGAAAGAGGAAGGUGCUGAUAACCUGGAAACUGGGGAUGAUGAAGUUUCUGAUGGCAGACAAAAGAAUCUAAGUGGAGUAGCUGGAAGGGGAAGUGUUACAGGCCGUAGGCCGCGCCCUGUUCGACCUGGUAUGUUCCUGGAGACAGUUUCCAAGGUCUUGGGUGGGAUAUAUGCAGGAAAUGUAUCCGGAAUCACUGCACAACAUCUAGAAUGGGUGCAUCAAAAGACGCUUGAAAUUCUUCAAGAAAUGGCCUACUGACUUCAUGAAAAUGAUCCUUAGCCUAUGUCCCCACUGUAUCCCAUCUUCGUGGGUUGAGAGAAUCUUUCCAGAUUUGAAGAAAUUUGAUCCAGUGGUUUCAAGAUGAAAUGCUUCUGCAUAGAGAAAACAUUUCAGAUGUCUAGAACCUGGUCGAGACGCCAAGCACAUGUUUAGUUUUAUCGCUUCAUCGACAGCUUUUACUGGUACGACGAGAACUCGGCAGUGUCAUUAUGGACCCACCCAUCGGUGGUGAAAGUUGAUCAUGCGAAUGCCGACCUAAACAGAUGCCUUUCAUCAUCAUAUGUAAAUCAACUGUAUCAUAGUACUUCAGUUAGUACCCCUUUCUGAUUGGAAAGAAGAUGACUACUUUGGAUUGUAAGUUAUCCACUUAGUCAUGUAAUGCAGGUGUGACUGAUAUUUUAAUGGAUAGGUUAAGACUUCUUGUAACUUUAUAGCCGGCAAAAUGAAUGUCAAAUUCUUUUCUCUAGUCAA
This is a messenger RNA of Ananas comosus (pineapple), 1828 nucleotides long. RefSeq lists its product as uncharacterized. NCBI's taxonomy places the organism in Eukaryota, Viridiplantae, Streptophyta, Magnoliopsida, Poales, Bromeliaceae. Gene Ontology annotation, cellular component: chloroplast nucleoid. Gene Ontology annotation, biological process: regulation of DNA-templated transcription. The transcript has 9 exons. Bases 119 to 1336 code for a protein of 405 amino acids. The record is from RefSeq and is a predicted model, not a curated record.